Messenger RNA from Cydia strobilella, 2090 nucleotides. RefSeq names its product proclotting enzyme. Lineage: Eukaryota; Metazoa; Arthropoda; Insecta; Lepidoptera; Tortricidae. The record is from RefSeq and is a predicted model, not a curated record. The transcript has 12 exons. Gene Ontology annotation, biological process: proteolysis. The coding region runs from base 41 to 1624 and encodes 527 amino acids. Gene Ontology annotation, molecular function: serine-type endopeptidase activity.
CAAUUCUUGUGCAUGGUUCCUGGAUAGAAUUGGUGUCAAGAUGGUGCUGGGGAACAGAUUAGCGGCCUUAUGCUUCGCCUUACUAAUAGGCUUGGUAUGCGAGUGUGUCUCCGAUGGUUUAAACGGAUUUUCUGAAAAGGACGGCGGUUUUUACACCGACGAUGCGGUGGUUUUAAAUGCUCCCGCGAGUCGGGUGAAACGCGACCUCACAAACAGCACUCGCAGCGGAAAACAACUUAUUUUGCUGAGACAGGUGCAACCCGAAGGAGCGUUCGGGCUGGACUGCGAGACGACGCUCGGCAAACAGGGCACAUGCAAGAGCUUCCACGACUGCUAUCCGCUGCUGAAGGUGGCCGACUUGUCGGGCUCCAACGGCUGGGUCAUGGGCCACUACGAUACCUGCAGUUACAUCAGCGCUGACAACAUGGAGGUGUUCGGCGUUUGUUGCACGGAGCCGGUGGGCACGCCGCCGCAGCAAGAACCUGACGUCCAGCGACUGGGCAUGCUGCCCCAGGUCGUGCCAGCGCAGGGACCGCCACUAGCUUAUCAAGCGUUCCCGGGCCACCUAGCAGCCUUCUCGCCCCAAUGGCAGUUCGGAACCAACAUGCGUCAGAUUCCCGCGCAGUGGCCGCCGACCAUCCCGCCGCUGCCCACGCACCCGCCAGACCACGCCGCACCUACCCACCCUCCUUCACUAGUGGCCGGAGGAGGAACCACCCGACCCCCAACACAAACUACCUGGGGCACAAGACCGCCUUCUUCUACCCCAUCGACGACUAAACAGUCCUGGCCUCCAGCGUUCCCCACGCAGCCCACCAGACCUACGAAUCCUACGACUGCGCCUGCGGCCGACGGUACUUGUGGCGUUAAAAACGGAUACCGGACGUACGAAGCCUUCCUAGACGAAGAACGCAUUGUGGGUGGUCACAGCGCCGACUUGAACGAGUGGCCCUGGAUCGUCGCCCUGUUCAACGGCGGACGGCAGUUCUGUGGAGGCUCGCUGAUCGACGACCGACACGUGCUAUCGGCGGCUCACUGUGUGGCCCACAUGACCUCAUGGGACGUGGCACGUUUAACGGCGAGAAUAGCCGAUCAUAACAUCCACACCAACACUGAUACUCAGCACAUCGAGAGGAAGAUCAAGCGAGUAGUGCGGCACCGUGGGUUCGACAUGCGCACUUUGUACAACGACGUCGCCAUUCUGACCUUGGAUCAACCAGUGCCCUUCACAAGGAACAGCAAGCCCAUUUGCCUUCCGUCAAGCAGCCGCGCAUACUCCGGUCAAAUUGGAACGGUUAUUGGAUGGGGCAGUUUGCGAGAAGCUGGUCCGCAACCCUCAGUUCUUCAAGAGGUCUCAAUCCCCAUUUGGACCAACCAGGAGUGCAGGCUCAAGUACGGCGCCGCUGCUCCAGGAGGCAUUGUCGACCACAUGCUUUGCGCUGGUAAAGCCAGUAUGGACUCUUGCAGUGGUGACAGCGGAGGCCCCCUGAUGGUGAACGAGGGCGGGCGCUGGACACAGGUGGGCGUGGUAUCGUGGGGCAUCGGCUGCGGCAAGGGCCACUACCCCGGUGUCUACACGCGGGUCACCGCCUUCCUGCCGUGGAUACAGAAGAACUCCAAGUAGUUAGUUCAAAUCUGCCAGAGGUCGCCACAGUAAAAUGUAGAAUAACAUUUUGUCACUAUUGACUAGAUAAAUUGUUUGGAAAGUUUGUAGACUAUAAAAUCGUCGAAGUUGUAUUCGAUGGCAAACUUGUUUGACACAUAAAUAUCAUGUAUUCUCAAGUGUAUUCUUGACAAGCAGUGGCGCAAUCUGUGACGAGCUUCUAUUUCGUAAUCUUAACUAUUAUAAAAGGUUAGGUUCUUGCGUUUUUAACCGCCUACUCAUUUGAUUUUGCAGAUUUUCAUUUGGAUAUCGGGAUUAUCAAUUGUUUUGAGAAAGACAACCGAAAUCUUGCCUUUCUUAAUAAAUUGAUAUGGUAUUAUGUAUAAUGUAGUGUUUCAGGGUAAAGCAACCCUAGCGCAUUUAAUUUGUGGAAAUUGUGCCAAUUUUGUAUGUUAUAAUUUAGAUAAUAAAUAAUUUUAGAUAUUUU